Plenodomus lingam JN3 is the source of this 861-nucleotide messenger RNA. Lineage: Eukaryota; Fungi; Ascomycota; Dothideomycetes; Pleosporales; Leptosphaeriaceae. The record is from RefSeq and is a predicted model, not a curated record.
AUGGACCAAUCGCAUUCUCGCAUCACCAGCACCCCGUGCCAACACCACCACUUGCGCAAGGCUGACCGAUUUCAACCUUCCCAUGCUCCUCACGGCUUUGACCUGAACUUGCCUCUCCCGUCUUUUCGGCUCUUGAAGGGUGGCCAAUGGGUUUGUCGGCAAGCUAGGUAUCAGCCAGCAGCAUCACCCGCAGCAGCUCUGGCUGGCAAAAAUCUUCCUGUCGAACCGUCUGAAUUCAGCCGGCAUGGACAGCCAUCGGAUGUUACUUGCCUGCCCAUGCUCGCUCCCUUCAGGCACGACGUUCCGGAUUCCAUCCCCCGAGUCAUUCCACGAUAUGGGGGAUGUGACGAUGGCCCAAGCAGCGCGAACACCAAGCUCGAGGGAGGAGUGGAGGAGAAAGGAGCUGAAGCGGCAGAAACUUUCGGAUCAGCGUACCGCGUAGCGACACCACCUCUUCGUAAAGCAAGCGCUGCGUGGUCCUUCUUCAGCAAUGACUGCAGCUGUCCUGGGCGGGGUUCCUCCAUGCCAGUAUGGACUGUCCGUGGUGAGCUGUGUACUACAACCGCUCAAGGCGUGCCUGAUCACACCGCUAUGGAGAUGCAUGAAACCAGCCUCAUUGCCCACACCCUCAUUCCCGUACCCAGCAGAUCAACUAGAUCACACGCCCAUCCUCCCCCAGAUACUGCAAGUCAACCCAGCGCCUCCAUCCCCUCCAGCCAUCCGCCCAUCCCUGCACCUCCCCUCCCAUACCCCAUGCCAACGACCUUCUCGAACCCGCCUGAAGGCCCCCAAGUCUUGCCGCUUCCAAUCAUCCAAUUCGUCACCACCGUCUGCCCACAAAAAUGCCGAGCGUUGGAUUGA